UUUUUCGCUCUACACUAAUUUCAAGAGAACCCCGCCGGGCAGUUUUCUCCCUUUUCUCUCUCUCUGCUGCAAUUCUAUCGUGGCAAAGACAGUCGAAAAGUGUCUUCUUCUGGCGUCUCCAUUCUGGUUUGCGGAUUUUUCUCUGCCUGGUUUUGCGGCCUUUCGAGCUUUUUUUCGUUUCUAGACCGACUGAUUUUGGUGCGUUUUCGUACUACCCUGUUUUGACCGAAACCAUUUAAGCCCUCUGCUAUUUCAUAGUAUAGAGCCGUUGUUUUACACCUUCGAUUUUUGAUUCUCUGGGGUUAGAUUGUUUCGGGGAGUGUCUUUUUUGUGUGUAAUAGCUUUGGGAGUUUUGUGUCUGGUGGGAGAGAAGGAGGAGCCGCAAAAAGUGUUCUUGCGGAUUACUCUUUGAGAGACGGAGAGUGAGAGUAGAAGUAGUAGUGGCGGAAGGGGGAGGUCGACAAUGCGUUUUAAUAUAGAUCUGAAUGAAACGCCUGUCCCGUCUCCGCGUGAGACCGUCGGCGAAGCUGGCAUUCCGCUUUGUUCGGUUUGCGGGAAGGGGAUCCCCGUCGGGAGGGUUCCCGGAAAAGCAGGGCAGGAGAGCAAGUGCUUUCGCUGCUUGCUGAGAAGUGAUGCCGCAGGGAGCAGUAGCGGUGGCGGUGGAUGGAGAGUUGGAGACGGCGGCCCAGUCGGUCUGUUGGACAUGAACGCUCCACCGCCGCGGGAGCCGGAGGAGGGCGAUUGCGUGGAGGUUUUUGCAGUCCCGGACGGGUAUGGCGGUGGCAAGAUUCAGUCUUCAGUCCCUUCUUCCUCUAGCCAUCAUGCUGCGGUAAGACAAAUGAAUCCCAUGCUGGAUGACGUUGGGCUAUAUCAUCAGAAAAUGAUGUCUAUUGCAACAGAGGCAACUAAUUCUGGAUUUGAAGACAUGUCACGACAGAAAUUACAUUUGGAAGAGUUAAAUUCUGUUCGCAAGGAAUCCACAUUUGAUUUGAGGGUCCAGGGUCUUCAUACUGCUUCCCCAGUAAUUGAACUGGAUAGCAGCCCAAACAUGGUAUAUUUACAAAAUCUUAAGGAUUAUAUCGCUGACAGAUCAGGUGUUUUGGGAGACGGCUGGUGUGUGGAAUUUGAAUUCUGCAAUAGAAGGUACAAGACUACGGCUGUCUAUAUUGCACCUGAUGGAAGCAGGCUGAAGUCUAUGGAGGAUGUUGCUCACUAUAUAGGAUUGCCUUCACGGUAUCAAUCAAUGGAGAUUGAGAGGGAAAGUAGUACUGGUUUUGGCUUAAUUCAGGGUGGGUUGAAAAAUGAUCCCUCAAAGAAGGAAUCCUCUGCUUUUCUGACAUCCCAAAACAGCAGACAGAGACAGAGGAUAUCGAGUGCCAUAAAAAACCAGGGUAUCUUGUCUGGCGUAACUAUCCUUAGUGAAUCAGAGUUCUCAUAUAAUAGGGGCUCAGAGGAUGUUGGAUUUUCAAAGAAUGGUGGCAUUCAUGAUGGCUUCCCAAUUCAGUUUCAGGACUUCUUUCUUAUAUCAACUGGCAAUGUUGAUCCAAGGCCUUCAUACCAUUGUUCCAGUCAAAUCUGGCCAGUUGGUUACAGAUCUUGCUGGCACGAUCGAGUGACUGGGUCUCUUUUUGUAUUUGAUAUUGCAGAUGGUGGUGAUUUUGGUCCCAUUUUUAAGAUUCAAAGAUAUCCAUGCACCAAGCAAUCCCUACCUGUUGGCUCAACUAUCCUCUCAAAGGUAAAACCACUUUCCAGCAGAGCGGAUGGCAAAGUGGGGAAAGAGAAUUUGGCUGUAUUCCAGGUGGUUGAUGAUGAUAGCAUAUCUACAAUAACCCUGCUCAAUGAAGGUAGUCCCCCGUCGCUUGACAAUUGUCUCUCUAUGCCAAAGAAAGAAGAUGGCAUCCAUAAUUUGCAAGAAGACAAUUCUUCUAAUUCAGAUAUGGAAUGUCCACCUCAUAGAUUUGAAAACUUGCUAGUUGAUGGAGUAAGUCUCACUGAUGUCGUUGGGGAAUUUAAAGCUGAGGGCAGGUCAACAUCUUCUGCGUGGGAAAUGGUUACCCAGGGUUUCUUGCAAGGUUUUCAUUCGGCAUAUAAACAAAAAGGUGCAAUUAAGUUUUUCUGUGGCCAUGACGUACAGGAAGCUAAUGAUGAAAACCUGUUUUGCAAUGGUUCUCUUUCAAAAUAUGGUUCUUUUGAAGGUCGUGUGACCAUCCCAUCUUUGGUUCAGAAUGAAAAAGACAUUAAAAUAGCUUGUGAAAUGCUGUUGGCCUGGUUAAACCAGGACAGGUUUGGACUAGAUGCAGAUUUUGUUCAAGAAGUUAUUGAACAAUCUCCUGGAGUAACUUUAUGUAAAGAAUAUAAGAGUUUGAGUAAAAGAAGGCACAAUUCCAUUCUACAAACAGUUGGAAGUGGGUUUUUGAAGGCUGAACGGAAGACAAACAAUCACUCUGGGGCUUUGAAAAGAUCUCAGUUAAAAUCAGGUGUCACUGAAAGCACAUUAAAGAGGAACCCCUGUCCUCCUGGCACACCCCUUAACUCAAAGCUCCCAUCAUAUUUGAUGGGUGAUGCUUUGCAGGUUUGGGAGUAUGCCUGCCGUUAUUCAGAUGUUUUGGGGCUUGGACUAGACUUUUCCUUUCAGGAACUCGAAUCAGAAUUAGUGAGCCCCUGGGUAGAUACCUACCCCUUAAAAUCAAGAGAUGAUAUUGGGAAUGGGCCUCCCUCCAUUGGAGAGAAGGUUCCUCAAGCUGAAGCUGCAAGUGUUAGUAGAUGUAGUGGUCUUCUUUCAGCAAAGAUUAUUGCCUCACUGCUGAAAGUUCUUGUUAGUGAGCUGAUGUCUAAAGCAGCAGCACAAGUAUGGCCUAAUUCUGAUACUGGAGAACCUAAAUCAAGAAGAGGAAAGAAGAAAGAUCCGGAUUCUUUGGCUGCAUUUAAGAAAACAAAACCUCACAUGCUGCCUAUCAAUGAUCUUACUUGGCAUGAAGUUGCCCAUAGAUACAUUUUAGCUGUUUUGUCAAUGGGGGGUGAUUUUGAAUUUACAGAGAUUUCUAGUCAGGAAAGUGGCAAAGUUUUUCAUUGCUUACAAGGUGAUGGAGGAAUACUCGGUGGAUCUAUUAUGGGCAUAGCUGCCCUGGAGAGAGAUGCAGCGGUUUUGGCAGACGCUGUGAAAGAAAUAUAUGGUUCGUUAAAGGGUAAAAGUGAGGUUGUGAGUUUAUCUGAAAGAGAUUCUGAUGCCAAUGGUGCUCAAACAAUUGAGGUAAAUGAUGGUUCUAUCCCUGAGUGGGCUCAAGUUCUUGAACCAGUAAGAAAGUUGCCAACAAAUGUUGGGGCCCGCAUACGAAGAUGUAUCCAUGAAGCUUUGGAGAGGAAUCCUCCUGAAUGGGCUAAGCAGAAAUUAGAAUAUUCUAUUAGUAAAGAUGUUUACAAAGGAAAUGCUUCUGGCCCUACGAAGAGGGCUGUUAUUGAAGUGCUUUCAGACUUGAACUGUGAUAACGCACAGCCUAGAGCUGAGAGGAGGGAAAAGGUAAAGAUAAAGACCAGUGUGACAGACCUGGUCUCCAAACAAUGUCGUAUUGUACUUAGGCAAGCUCUUUUAUUGGAUGAACACAAAAAGUUCUGUAAUCUUUUGGGAAGGAUAGUGUUGUCUCCUAAUGAUAGUAGUGAAGCUGGUCUUAUUGGCUAUCCUGCAAUGGUUUCUCGACCUUUAGACUUCCGAACAAUUGAUUUGAGAUUGGCUUAUGGGGCAUAUGGUGGAUCUCUUGAAGCUUUCAUUGAUGAUGUUCGUGAGGUUUGGAGCACCAUUACCGCAUACCGGGGUCAAAAGAAUCUGGAUUUAGCUCUGCAUUUAUCUGCAGAGUUUGAAGCCCUUUAUGAGAAAGAGGUACUAACACUUGUGAGUAAGAUUUCUGAGGUGUCUUGUGUCGGUGAUCCUGACAUUGAGAUGGUAAAGGAUAGAGAUCAGCUCCUACUUGAAGUCUCGAACGCAGCUCUUCCCCGACCUCCUUGGGAGGAAGGCCUCUGUAAGGUCUGCGGGUUGGAUAGGGACGAUGAUAACGUUCUUUUAUGUGAUAAAUGUGACUCUGAGUAUCAUCGAUACUGCCUAAAUCCUCCACUGAAGAGAAUACCCGAGGGGAACUGGUACUGUCCGUCCUGUCUAAUUCCUUCUGCUCACUCUUACCUGUCAGCUUCCAAUCAAUCUAGGAGAAGAAGAGACCAGGGAGAGUUCAUAAUACAGUUUCUAGAGGAAUUAGCUCGACUAGCUAACCUUAUGGAAAUCAAAGAAUAUUGGGAGUUCACAAUUGUGGAGAGAAUAAUUUUUAUGAAGUUCUUGUUUGACGAGGCUCUAAGUUCUGCCACAAUUCGUGAGCACAUGGACCAGUGUACCUCUCGGGUCACCGACUUGCAGAGUAAACUGCGCAUUCUCACUGCUGAACUGAGACUUUUGAAAGUUAAGGAUCUUGUCUGGAGUGCUGAUAGACCGACUUCCGGUGCCCAUAAUGGGCGUGGAGACCUGAAAUCUGAUGCAUCUUCUUCCUUGCCUAUUGAAAGUAGUUUGAGGGGAAAAGCAAAAUUAUCUGAGAUAGCCAGUCAUCUUCCCUCUUUCUCAGGCUUCACACAGAUGGAGCAUGGCCCCUCUGCGAAGGAACAUGUUGGCCACAGUAAACAUCCAGAUUGGCUACCCCUUUCUAGGAGCGGUAGGAGUCUAGGUUCCGCAGACUCAUUGAACCAAGCAGAAUGUCAGAAUCUUCUUAUGGGAGACCAAAGUCAACCUGGGAUCGUCACGGUGCCUAUCCAGCCUUCAGGAGGCUCUGUCUUAAAUUGCAGCCAGGUGAUGCCUGGCCAUAACCACUCCGGCUCCUCUGGUGAUCAUGCCACAGAUUUAGUACCUUCUGCGCCUCCACUUCCUGUGCAUGAAUCACAGAAACACCCUAGUCCAAGUCAAGCUGAGAUGCUUCCGUCCAAGGACAACAUCUCCAAAUCAAGCACAAUUAAGGAUGAUAUUGUUAACAUGCAGAACACAAUUGCUGCCGUGGAAUCAGAACUUCUCAAGAUUUCUAUUCGGAAAGAUUUCUUGGGACGGGAUUCUAAUGGGCGAGUCUAUUGGGCGUUUAGCUCUGCAGGUGCUCGACCAUGGAUAGUAGCCAGUGGGGACUUGGUAUCCAAGAAUAGGCUGCCUGAUGAGUUCAUGGGGGUUCCGGGUUCUGAUAAGUGGAUGUAUUAUGAAUCUGACGAUGAUGUUGAGAAGCUGAUUGGGUGGCUGACAGAUAAUCAUGUGAGGGAGAAAGAAUUAAGGGAAUCCAUUUUGCAGUUGCAAAGCAGUAAACUGAGAGAAUCACAGUAUACCAUAAGCCACAUACUGAGCAAAGUUGUUUCUGACCAUGGCAAAGGAAUUUCAUCUGAUACAGCGCCUACGGAGGCUAUGGCUAUGUUGAAGAAAAAAUUUGGUCCUUGCUUGGUAGUUAAUGCAACAGAUGCUUGUCAGCGUCCAUCCACCGAGGCGAAUCAGGAUGGCAGGAUGGUCAGAUGCGAAUGUUUAGAGCUCUUGUGGCCUUCUAAAGACCAUUGUUUCUCGUGUCAUCAGAGUUUUGCCAGCAAUGAGGACCUGCAACUACAUUGCAAGGAAAAAUGCAAAGCUACAUCAAAGAAAAGCCAGACAACAACUGAAGAUACUAGUAAGCGCAGAAAGCCAAAAAUUGUUAUUUCACAGGAGAAGCGCCCCAUUAGUUCGAGUUUCCCUCAAUUCUCAACAAGUAAGAAACAGAAUAAUGGACCUAGUUUCACUGACCCCAUUAGAUCUGGUACUCCAUUUAAUUUUGAGGAGAUAAAGAACAGGUUUGUCGUCCCAGGUUCAGUAAAGCAAACUGUGAAUGAAAUUGGGCUUAUUGGGAGUGGUGGCGUACCAUCCUUUGUCCCUACCAGCUCUCCUUAUCUCAGCGAUCGUACAUUGCAAUUCCGUCCCCCAGGAAUGAAUAAAGCGAGUAAGAGUGGAAUGCCCAAUCUUGUGAGAAGUCAAGGGAAAACAAGUGCUGUGUUUGGUGGCCAAGAGAAUAAAGAAUCAACCAGAUCUUCAAGAAAUGCUGAAAAUGGUCUGGCCCAUGGAACUACUGCUGAAAGAUUGAGAUCUGCAUUAGCAAGUGAAAGCGAUCAAGUUUCUUUUGUCAAGGAGAAAGGUGCAUCACUGAUUGGAUUAUCUAAGAGCAAUUUAAAUCGCGAAUCCUCACCAAGACCAUUAGUUGGCAAAGGCGCUGAAGUUCUGAAGCUUCUUAAGAUUAAUUUAUUGGAUAUGGAUGCUGCUCUGCCGGACGAUGCUUUAAGACCUUCCAGGACAAGUGGUGACAAAAGGCGUGCUUGGCGUGAAUUCGUUAAAUCUGCAAAAUCUAUUUAUGAGAUGGUUCAAGCUAUGGUCGUAUUCGAAGACACAAUCAAAACCAACUACUUGCGAAACUUCUGGUGGUAUUGGUCUUCACCUUCAACAGCCAUGAAAAUCACCACACUCUCGGCCCUUGCUUUGCGCAUAUACAGUCUAGACUCAGCCAUCUCCUAUGACAAACCUCUGGUCAACAGUGCAAUGGUGGCUCGUGAAACAAAUCCAGGGUUAGAGGAGGAAACACCUUCCAGGAAGAAUGGAAGCCCAUCCCAGCAAACCCCCACCGAACCAGAUCCUGCUGAUAAUACUAGAACGACGAGGGGUAGAGCAAGCAAGCGCAGGAAGGAUCUUAGUGCCUGAGAUAGUAAGAAUUCAUUUUGCAUUUUAGAAAUGACUUGGCUGUAAAUUCUGCUAGCUGGUGAUGAAAUCUUCAGGGCAAAUUUGGCUACAAGUUUGCUGCGAAUUAGACUUGCCUUUGCUGACAUCUGUUGAAACUUGUGGAGAGAAUUACUGCUUUUACACCGUCAUGCAUCAUUAAUUAGGAUCGAUACACAUCUGUUGAAGCUGCAGCAUCCAAGAGAAAGGGAAAGAAAACUGAAUAUACAGGCACAGGAAACAGGUAUACAAAUAGAAAUGUACUCAACAGUCUGUACUCUUAUCUAGUAUAAAUGUAUAGAACUGUCUUAUCGACUUGAACCUCCGUUAGCAAUGAAUUAUUUGGUGCUGCAGUUUUUUAAA
Andrographis paniculata is the source of this 7099-nucleotide messenger RNA. RefSeq names its product methyl-CpG-binding domain-containing protein 9. Gene Ontology annotation, molecular function: DNA binding; protein binding. The record is from RefSeq and is a predicted model, not a curated record. NCBI's taxonomy places the organism in Eukaryota, Viridiplantae, Streptophyta, Magnoliopsida, Lamiales, Acanthaceae. The transcript has 10 exons. Bases 464 to 6721 code for a protein of 2085 amino acids. Gene Ontology annotation, cellular component: nucleus.